AUUAGUAUUCAUUCCCUUCUCUAAUAUAUUGACCACGACGUUGGAGUAAAGAACAGGAGAUCAGCGAAAAUACCUCAUUCAUGGCGAAUCCGCAAGAUGAUCUCGAUCUCCUUCUCUCCCUUCAAGAUAGGGUUCUAGAAACCCCUCCUGCUUCCCCUGCAGGUUACCUUUCCGACAAUGGGCCGCCCAAGAGAACGGGACAUGCUGAUAUGUCUGUAUUUCGAGAUGCCGUGCUAGAUUGCCUUGAUUCUGAUACGGAUGAAUCCAAGAAGGCUCUCAAACUAGACCGUCCGAAGCUUUCUAAAUCCAAUGAAGUUGUUGUUGAGAAAUUUUCUGGUGUCCGAAUUAGGAAUCAGCUACUCUCCCAGUUAGAAAUAAAGAACCUAUUUUCCGAUAUUCGAUUUGUUCGGUUAUCAGCAAUCAAAAAUGUGCUAAUAGGUGAUGCUCUCUCUGGUUGUUGGGCAACUGUUGGAGUUCUCACUGAGAAGGGGAUUCCUAAAAUGAGUACAACCGGGAAGAAUUACUGCACAUGGAAAAUAUGUUGUCUUAAUGCAAAGUCGGUUUCCCUUUUCUUGUUUGGUGUUGCUUAUCAGAAGAGUGUGAAUGAGGAAGUCGGCAGUGUCUUUGCUUUGUUCAAUUGUAAUACCCGCAAGGAUAAUUCGGAGUAUGGAUUCUCUCUAAGUGUUUUUUCAGCUAAUCACAUUGUAAAGAUCGGCACCUCUUCUGAUUAUGGAGUUUGUAAAGCUAUUAAAAAGGAUGGGUUGCCCUGUACACAAGCUGUAAACAAAUGCAAAGGGACAUACUGCUCAUACCACACGGUGAACACAUCUAAGAAGUAUAUCACUACUAGAACUGAGCUGAAAGGAGGGAACCUAAGGACUGGUUUCAAAGAUUAUAAGUUAGAAGGAGUUCACAUAGUUGAACCUCGAGAUGACAGAGCAAAGUUUAGCAAGUCCAUGCGACCAGUCAAGUUUUUAUCUGUGGAUCAGAUGAAAAAAGCAUUAAGCAAAGCAGACAAAGUGACAACAAAUACAUAUUCUCAAGGCCUAAGAUUUCUAAAAGAAGUAGCAGGAAAAUCGCAACUAGACUCCAGAAAGAAUAUUCAUGAUCUGUCUAAAAUGCAAAGCUUAGGAAAGAGGCCUUCAUCGUCCAGUAGGACCAGUACCAAUUCAGAUUUUCCUGUACCCUCAUCCCAGCAUUCAAAUACGAAAAGAACAAAGGGGGAUGUGAUAACUUCUCUAAAAUCAACACAAGUGGUUACAGAAAAGAUGAUAGAACUGGACUUUGUUAGCUCAGACGAGGAGAUGUAACAUUCUCUCAAAUUCUUCUACAGCUUUGUUCAUUGGUUUGGUUUUGCUUCACCCAUCAUUUUCUAAACACAGCCAAGAACUAUGAGCAAAGUAGCAUAAGGAAGCUGUUGAUUCUGGUUCUCUGGACCUCUUUGGAUGUUCUAGCUCAUUUGGCCAAGGAUAUAUAGUAUUCUUGUUCAUAAGUUGUGAAGGCUAUUAGCCAUGUUUUGAAUAACCCAUACAUUGUUAUUAAUUUAUCAACUAAAAAACUCAAAUUUUAAUAUUGCCUUUUAAUUUAUCACCUACAACAUUAUUUU
This is a messenger RNA of Impatiens glandulifera, 1606 nucleotides long. RefSeq names its product protein MCM10 homolog. Gene Ontology annotation, biological process: DNA replication initiation; DNA replication. Gene Ontology annotation, cellular component: nucleus; replication fork protection complex. NCBI's taxonomy places the organism in Eukaryota, Viridiplantae, Streptophyta, Magnoliopsida, Ericales, Balsaminaceae. The coding region runs from base 81 to 1310 and encodes 409 amino acids. The record is from RefSeq and is a predicted model, not a curated record. The transcript is spliced from 11 exons. Gene Ontology annotation, molecular function: DNA replication origin binding; single-stranded DNA binding.